Molecule: messenger RNA, 849 nt
Organism: Lachancea sp. 'fantastica'
Lineage: Eukaryota; Fungi; Ascomycota; Saccharomycetes; Saccharomycetales; Saccharomycetaceae
Source: the annotation of a GenBank genome assembly
AUGGACUUUCAAGAUGCGCUGCGCGAUAUCAUGUACGGUUCUGUAGCAGGAGCCGCAGGUAAAGUCAUAGAAUAUCCUCUGGAUACCGUCAAAGUACGUCUGCAAACUCAACCAGCGCACGUUUUCCCCAACAGCUGGUCGUGCAUCAAGUACACAUACGCCAAAGAAGGUCUGUGGAAAGGUUUCUACCAGGGACUGGGAUCUCCCCUCGCGGGAGCUGCCCUUGAAAACGCAGUUCUGUUUGUGGCUUUCAACCAGGCACAAGGCUUUCUAACGCAACGCUACGGUGAGUACUUGGCCCCCACCUCCAGAACCAUAUUCGCCGGUGCAUUCGCUGGCGCCUGCGCCAGCUACGUACUGACCCCUGUUGAAUUAGUUAAAUGCAAAUUGCAGGUUUCAAAUCUUGCAUCCUCAAAAACCCAGCAUUCUAAAAUUGGUCCCACCAUCAAACAUAUCGUCCAGACCCGUGGUAUCGCUGGUCUAUGGCAGGGCCAAUCAAGCACCUUUAUUCGAGAAAGUAUCGGUGGUGCCGUAUGGUUUGCAUCGUAUGAAGGCGUAAAACGGUAUCUUGCACAAAGGAGAGGGCAAGACAAUGUCCAAAAUCACACCUGGGAGCUGCUUGUCUCAGGUGCUUCCGCUGGUGUUGCCUUCAAUGCCAGUAUUUUCCCAGCUGAUACCAUUAAAUCUACCGCACAAACUGAGCACUUGGGGAUCGUGAACGCGACCAAGCGCAUAUUGGCCAAAAAUGGGCCGGCAGGAUUGUAUCGCGGGCUUGGGAUUACCUUGUUGAGAGCCGCUCCCGCAAACGCCGUGGUUUUCUACACUUACGAGACUUUGUCUAAUUUAUAG